AUGUCAACAGUAACAACACACUAUCACCCCUGUGAGGUGCAGCACCUCCCUCACACCAACAGUGCCGACGUCGCCGUGUCAAGCAAUACCACAGUCCUCUACGAGUCAGAGUUUCCCUCCUCCGCCGAUCAAGAUACCUGCGAGACACCUCUCCCUUUAGCUCAUACUCCUGACUCGGAUUCGGACUCUACUACUUCCUCCAGAUCCUCCUCCUCGUCUUCAACAAGGAAAACCUCCAAGCAUCACAAGCACCGCCGGUCACAUCAUUCUUCCUCGUCUUCUAUGUCAGCCUCCUUCGUGGUCCCCGGGAACGUCAAGAGACAGGGUGACAUUGCCAUCAACAAUAUCCUGUCCCGGUUACAGAAGCGUCAGGGUGCCUUUGCGAUUCUGUCGACUACCCUCUACAGCAACAAUGGUUAUGACGAACAUUACGACGACGAUGGCAACGACAGCACAGAGAACGACGGGGGCGACAACAAUGAGGAAGGCGAGGAUGAGGAAGGCGCUUUCCGGGCGGUGCAUCAUCAAGGUCUGUCGCCCGAGUUACUGAGGGAGACCCUUGGCCCCCAUGCGUUGAGACAACAUCAUGGCAACGCCAACCUUCGUCACAGCUGA
Molecule: messenger RNA, 615 nt
Organism: Linnemannia hyalina
Lineage: Eukaryota; Fungi; Mortierellomycota; Mortierellomycetes; Mortierellales; Mortierellaceae
Source: the annotation of a GenBank genome assembly